UUGUGAUCCAGUCCGUCGUUUUAUAUUAACCUUGUGUGUGUUGGCCUGGUCGAUUACCUGAUCUGAAGGCGCGUUAUUUACCAAAAAUUAGGAAGGUAGAAAAUCUAUCUUUCCGCCCGCAGACGUAAUCAAUUCCGUGUUGUGACCGUGCCAUUUUCCUCACGCUACUGGUUGUGCGCAUCGGGCAGGUUGUUUUUUGCGCUGGGGGAAACCUUAGCAACGCGAAAUUCGUAGCAGAAGAAAAGUGUGUUGUCAUCAACCAUCGUCGCUGCUGCCUCUCACGGGGAGACCAGCGACAGCGACGUCGGCGUUGGUUUUUCCUGCGUAGUUAGGCAAGGGUGGCGUACCCUCGCCUGCGUUGGCCCACGCCGUGAAAUUGUGACCCGUUUUCACCGAAACUUUGCGCUGGCCGCUUGAUGUCGGGGUCGUUCGUAGCCCGAAGAUGAGUAAAUCGUACGAACCGCAGAUAAAAUGGAGAGCGGACGAGGUCGACGAGCUGGUGGCCAGCAUGAAGGAGCGCGACCUUUUAGCACAAUCGGAUGGAAAGAAGCGUCGCUCGCUGGAAGUGUUUGCGGUGGUGCGCAGUGAUUUGAUGCGGAAAGGCAUUUUCCGCACGGAGGAACAGAUACGCAAGAAAAUGAACGAACUACGCAAACAGUACUUUGAGGCGAAUCGUUCGGGGUCGGAAAAUCGGUACGAGCUGUGCGAGCAUUACGAUGCGCUGCACGAUCUAUUUACGGAUGCACAGCGCAAGCUGGACAAGCGGACAGAACGUUCUCGAGCGGGCCGGAGCAAGCGUCGCCAUUCGUCGCAGAAUGGCGGCCAGGAUGUGCCGCACUCGGUGCAAGUGAACCUUUCGAAACAGAACCGCGGCCGAAGUGUUAGUGGUAGCAGUGUUUGCAGCAGUGCGCCCAGUGUACACCACAACGGCGGUGGCGAGCAAAAUCAGCAGCAACACUCACAGCAGAACGGUGGCGAAUCCGUGCCGACCGGUGGACGAAGGAGCAAUGCGUCACCGGCACAGCCGACAGUGCCGGACAAGUUUCAUCUGAAGCAGUGCGCCUAUCAGCCCAAUCUAAACAAUUCCCUAGCAAAUUUGUGCAAAAACGAUCGGUACGCCGAUGUCAUGUUGUUGGUUUGCAAUGAUCACGAUAGUAUUGCAAUACCAGCCCACAGGCUCGUGCUAGGAACGUUCAGCCCGUACUUUGCGAACGUGUUCGAGAAGUUUACGUUUGCAUCGUCAACGCCCAUUAUCUACGUGGCGCUGCCGCCGAACGUUACGCGUGCCGCCAUCCAGUGCUUGCUGCAGUACAUGUACACCGGCGAAGCGAUCGUACACUCGAAAAGCCUGGACGACGUGAUGGCGUGUGGAGAAUUUCUUCGGAUCAGUGGAUUCUCCGCCAAGAAGGCUAGCAGCAUGUUAAGGAAACGCCAAGGGCUCGUUUCGGUACCGCUCGUUACCGUAACGAAAACGAUCAACAUGGAUGCAUCGCUGCAAAGCGAUGCGAGGCACGGCGAAAGUGCAACGCCAGCACCGGCCAGCACGAGUACGGCGCGUGUUUCCGCGCCCUCAACACCGGUACCGAUGACGGUGCGGCCGUACUAUGAUUCUCAAUCACCACCCCGCAAAAUGGCCCGCCAUUAUGAACCGCUGGAGCAGCAGCAGCAGCAGCAACCGGUCUUUCAGCAGCCGAUGCAAAUGCAGCCAUUGCGACACAGUCUACAGCGGACGAUGUACCAAGACGAGCUGUUGGAGCAGCAGCUGAUGCAGCAGCAACGCACCCAAAUGCGACAGUACGCCCCACAGCGGCAACAGCUUCAACAGUAUCAGCAGCAGGACAUGGCAGACGAUUUUUAUCAACCGUUGCAACCACCGAUGCGUCAGCCGCAACGUCUUAUGAUGCAGCAGCCCCUACAACAGCAGCCAACCUUGCUGCAGCAGCGCUAUCACACACAGCAGCUGCCGCCGCUCGAUAUGGAUAUGGAACAGGAUCUGUUGCCGGUGCAACCGCUUCAGAUGCCACGCCAGCAACGUCAGCAGCAACAAAUGAUGCCAACGCAGCAACAGCAGGAGUCACCCAUGUAUCAGCCACAAUCGGUGCCCCUUUCCCGGCAACAGCUGUUGCAGACGCAGGCCCGGAUAAGGCAACAAAAUAUGGCCCUCCUUCAGCAACCGCAGCAACAGAUGGUGCAAAAUUCCCUAUUCCUGCAACAGCAACGUCAGCAGAUGCAAUCACAACAGCUGCAAGACGCCCAGGAUGAACUCCAGCUGCCGGAACAAUUGCUCGUUCAAUUGCAGCAGCUACUGGAACCGCCACAACAACCAGCAGCAGCACCAAGGCAACAGCAGCUUCAACCUCUACCGUCAACGUCACAGCAACAGUCUCAGCAACCGUUGCAACUGAGAGCACAGCAACAGCAAUCGCAACGCGAUGAAACCCUAGUACAACGACCCGAACAACAGCUGUUGGCUUCACAGGAACUGUUAGAACCACGCCGACCGUCCCUCCCGAAACCACAGGACGAUUUAAUCCAACCGCAAGAGCUGCUAGAUGAGUCACAGGAGCUGUUGGCACUGCAGAAAAUGGUUCGUUCAACGGUACAGCAACCGGUCCAACAGCGUCCGUCGGUACAGCAAAAACUACAAACCGAGCUGAUAAAGCCACAGGAGCAGUUGGAUGAAUCGCAGGAGCUGCUGGAGCCACAGAAACCGCGCCAACCGGAGCAAAAGAUUCAACGACCGAACCAGGAGCAGUUAGAGCAGCCAAAGCAACCUCAACGUCCGUUAAAGCAGCAGAAGACGCAACUAAAACCGGAUAGUAAUAAUGUCGCUCGCGUCACGAAGGAAGCGAUUGCGGCGCCGAAGGAAAAUCCUGAUCCUGUGCUGGAAAAAGCAAGCAAUGAUGCUGCUGCUGCUGCUGCUGCUACUGCUGCUACUGCUAGUGAUAAUGCACCGGAAGAAACAGCCGAAACGUCCAAGGGAAAUGACUCAAUCGACAAGUCACUGGACGAUAGUGCGCAUACGCGAAGCGAUAGUGAGAUAGAGUUUCUGGAAAAACCACGCAAAAACACUAUAUUUGAAGAGUUUCCCGACCACCGAAAGCUGAAGCUGAUCGAAGAUCACGAACAGCGCAAAAAGGACAUUAUAAAGGAGUACGAGGAGCAACUGAAAAAGCCAUCGCCUGCGACGACUGCUACUGCUGCUACUGCUGCUCCUGCCCAUCCGCUGGUGGAAACGCCCGAAUCGUCACCAUCGGUCGCGCCCGUUUCGCCCAAAUCGCCCGUAGUAGCGCACCGUUACGCAUCGAAAUCUCCACUGCCAGCGACGGUUACGGCACUGCGCCAUCGGAAACCGUGCCCCCAGCGCCAACCGACGCCACCUUCACCCGGACCGGACAUUAUCGAUACGCUCGACAGUAUGGUGGUGCUGACGUCGGAUGAAUCGAUGAUGGAGAUUAUAGCGAAAUCGCCCGAAUCGCAAACGUCACACUUUAGCACCCGGUCCCACAGCCCGGAAAGUCAGGCCAACAUUGAUGCGCUGAUCGAGCAUAUGAGGAUGCCGGACACCGAUGCGGCCAUCUUUGUGAACAGCUCGAUGGAGGAACAGUCGUGCGAUGAGUUGGACGGUGAUAGCAACGAUCAUCAGGAGGGAACACCGCUGGAUCAUCUUGUUUCGUCGCGCUUAAACUGUCAGCUUUGCUACGAAUCGUUCACCACGCCGCCGGAGUGGGUACAGCACGUGUCGGGCCAUUGCGUUGCCGAUAUGGGACUGUUGAAACGGCGACGAAUUUCGAACGAUGACGAUAGUGACUUUUUCCGGUGUGACAUGUGCUCGUCGUACUUCAUAUCGGCCCAGGACUGGCAGAAUCACGUAGCCAACCACGAAGACCAUGACGACGUUUAGGAUGGUGGGAUGCUCGCGCAUGACCCCUAACCCGUCGCCAGGGUGUCUUCUUUUUUUAUUUACAAAUCGAAAGUAGUUUUUACACCUCUUCCCUAAUUGUUUCCUUCGCGGGUGUAUUUGCUGAUCUUCAUAUACACACGCAGGAGGAUGUGAAGAUGGAUUGUUUUUAAUAGCAGGUGUAAUGUCUAAUCAAAAAGCGAUGAUCAAUGUAAAGUAGGAAGGCGCUGCUGCUGCUGCUGCCGGAAGGAGGAAGAUGCUAUUAGUUAUGAAACACGCUAGGAUACAACUAAUUCUUUAACGAUUGCUCCGCGAAGAGGGCCAACAGUGGCCGCCAAUUUAUUUGAUAGCUCUAUAGAAACACAAACAAAUCCAUACACACACACACACAUAAUGCAUUAAAGUGAAAGAACUAUUGUACAACUCGGAGGAAACAAUUUCGUGAAAUAUAGUUUUUUCCUUUUUUAUCCUUCUGACUUUCGAAAA
This is a messenger RNA of Anopheles stephensi (Asian malaria mosquito), 4387 nucleotides long. Its product is annotated as titin-like. The record is from RefSeq and is a predicted model, not a curated record. NCBI's taxonomy places the organism in Eukaryota, Metazoa, Arthropoda, Insecta, Diptera, Culicidae. The transcript is spliced from 5 exons. Gene Ontology annotation, molecular function: protein binding. The coding region runs from base 443 to 3904 and encodes 1153 amino acids.